UGAAGCAACAUAAUCUAAUUUCAGCUUUUCAGGGCACUGGUGGCUCUUCGCUAUUCGGGGUGUCGCAUUACCAAACGUUACCCAAACUUUUUGGAUUUAAUCAUUGCUAGCCGUGGAGUGGAAAGUUCCCCACCGAAACCGCCCCUCCUACUACUAAGGAUCUAUGAUAGCAAACAUGUACAAAUUGACAAGAGUCAGUUAAGAGCGCUUCACACUGUUGAGGACCCAAACCAGUUUAAAAUGACCACCGGCGUGGAGAGGCUUUUCGACGAACUUGGACACUUUAAAAGGUUUCAGGCAUGCCUCUACUUUGCUGCAAUUUUCCAGGCCAUCUCUUGUGGAAUACAUUACCUAGCCUCAGUGUUUUUAGUUGAAACACCAAAAUUUCUUUGUAAUGCUCCUUCAAAUAUCACAGAUGUUCUCUAUAAAAACCUCUCAUUAACAUCCCUGGCAGAUAUCUGGACUCAUUAUAAGCCAGGUGAUGGACCUGUGGUUGUACGGACAUCUCAAGGAGACCAGUGGGAGCUUAGUCCUUGUUUAAAAGCACUGCGGCUUGAUGCCAUUAAUUUUCAAUAUGAAUUUUUUGGGAACAAAUCCGUGGAGUCUUGUGGUGCAUUUGUAUAUGACCACAGUGAGGUUGAGCAAAGCAUCGUAACGGACUGGGACCUGGUGUGUGAGAAAGAAUGGCUGGCCAAGCUUACACAACCAACUUUCAUGCUGGGCGUUUUGAUUGGAGCAUUGAUGUUUGGGGAUGCCGCAGAUAGAAUUGGCAGACGGCCUGUUCUUAUGGCUACCAGCUUGUGCCAGUUUAUUUUUGGGGUCACUGUAGCAUUCACAGGAAACUACUAUCUCUUUGUGGUGAUGCGAUUCCUUCUCGCAAUGGUAUCGAGUGGGUAUCUUGUUGUAGUCUUUGUGUAUGUGACAGAGUUUACAGGAAUUAAGGUGCGCACAUGGACCUCUAUGCAUGUGCACGCAGCCUUUGCUGUUGGCAUUAUGGUAGUGGCUCUAGUGGGUUACCUUGUACGCAUCUGGUGGAUCUACCAAAUCAUCCUCACACUCAGUACCUCCCCGUUCUUACUUUACUGCUGGAAAUUUCCAGAAACGCCUUUCUACCUGAUGGCUAAAGGCCGGUACAAGGAAGCACAGGAGCUGCUGGACACUAUGGCCUACAUCAAUGGCCUGUCACCCACACUUAAGGUGUCAGAUUUACUUGAUGAAUGCGACAGAACACCAUUGAAGGACAAUAAACAGGCAAUGGAAGUUGAGAAAAGGCUGAGCAUGCUGGACAUGUUUGGAAGCUUGAAAAUGGCCGGCCGCAGUGCCACCUGCUGGGCUAUCUGGUUUAUCGGAAGCUUGGGAUACUACGUCUUUAGCCUGGGCUCUGUGAACUUGGGAGGAAACCAGUAUAUCAACCUCUUCUUGGCUGGUGCUGUUGAGGUUCCUUCGUAUCUGAUUGGCUGCUUUGCAAUGGAUCGGUUUGGUAGGAAGAAGACGUGUGCCCCGGCUCUACUGCUCAGUGGAGUAGCCUGCAUGCUCAUUAUUGUGGUGCCCCAGGAUAUCGAAGUGUUGGCUAUAGUCCUGAGUAUGACAGGAAAAUUUGCCAUUGCCAUUGCAUUUGGUCUGAUUUACUUGUACACCUGUGAGCUUUACCCCACAAUUAUCAGGUCUCUGGCUGUAGGGAGUGGUAGUAUGAUGUGUCGGGUGGGAAGUGUUGUGGCUCCUUUCUGUGUUUACCUUGCUGACAUCUGGAUCUAUCUGCCGCAGCUCAUUGUGGGAAUUCUGGCGUUCAUUAUUGGGAUCUUGACUAUGUUUCUGCCAGAGACUCUGGGAGAGCCCCUUACCUCCACUUUGGAAGAAGCUGAAGCUCUUGGCUCAAAGCCCAACACAAAGAACUCUGAAGUGAAUGCACUAGAGAUGAACCAGUCCAUCAAAGCUUAAAUCCUUUUUCACACAGGAUUCCUAAAAGUGCCUCGACUGACUGACAACAGUACACACUCUAUUAUACAAUCAUUUCUUUUUUUUUGACAAAUGUGAUAGUUUUUUGGUGCAGGCUUUUGUGGGUGGAUGAGGCUGUUGUGUGUGUGUGUUUGUGAGUUUGAGAGUGACAUUUGAAAAAUGACUGCUAAACAUUAACAGUAUAUUUAACUGUGAAUGUGAAAUUUUUAUAAUUUUAUCUUAAUUUUAACACUGUCAGAGUUAGCAAGGCAGGACCUGGUGUAUCUAAACCACUAUAACAUUUUUCCAUUUCAGCCUGUUCACUUAUGCACAUAUUGAGGUGCUGCUAUAAAGGGUAAUUUAAGCAGAUAAAAAGAUGAAUUGUCUGUUAAAAAUAAUGUUAAAGUAGAAGCAUUGCUAAAAACAAAAACCAAGAAAUCAGUGUUAUCGAAAUAACCGAAUUUCCCAUCAAACCUUUGACAAACGUUGUUAAAUGCAUUCGAUUUAGGUUGAAUUUGUUAGCAUUUUUUUUAAUUUGUAGAAUUUAAGAAAUCCAAAUCUCAAAUUUUUCAGCUGAUUUUAGCUGUUUUAUUUGAUUUUAUUAGGAACGUGAGCAAACAUUUUGAUACAUUUAUGUGUUAAAGGUGCUGUAUGUAAGUUUUUGACUCUUCUAAAGCAUAAAAAUACUAUAAUAUGUUCGCAGAUAUUAAAGAAACAUGCUAAGUGAACAUUGUUGUUUAUCUGAAAAACAAUGUUGAAGACAGAUAUUUUGCUUUGAAAAUGUACAUUACGUGGCAGAACGUUGUCUUUGUUUUGGUUCUUUUAACCCACCCAAUGCCAGUUUAGCCAAUUAUAUUUCAGUGUUGCCUUUGUGAAAAACAGCGUAUUUCAUUCAUUCAUUCAGAAUGGCUCUCAAAACAUGCGGCCGUGCCCGAAAUGCAACCUCCGGUGGACAUUAGACACCGAAAUGAGACGCAGAUUCAGAGUUCCACAUGAGGUGGUUAAUUAGCAAAUAAUAUAAAUAUUACGAGCGUAAACCUUAGGUGAGCAGGUUACAUUGUAACCCCUUGUCAAAACACGCUACAGUACGUGAUGAGAUUUGCAGUGAUAAGCAAUUUGGCUGUUUGCACCAGACGAAACACGACUGAAAUUUAAAUUCAGCCAUUCAGAAGCACAGAAUAUACACUCACUCACGAAAUGGUAAGGUUUAUGCUCUAAUUAAUACAUAUUAAACCUCUUUAACAUUAUUAAAUGCACAUGCAGAAUCACUAAUAUGUGUUUUAUUUUUUGAGUGACGGUGCUGAAGUUCAAUUUCAAACCGUUUAUUUUAUUUUCAAGAUCUGAGGUGAACUAUCUGCUGCUGCUUUCAGUAUAUGGCAAUAAAUGUCAUGUGAAAUGGCAUUCAAACUCACAUUAUUAGCAUUUAACAAUGAAUAAAGCACAUGAGGCGUACCUGAGGUGAUCACAGUUUAUCCUGUUGUCUAGCUGCAAGAAAUAGAAACCAUUUCUAAAAUAUCAAUUCGAGGUGUUGGUUAGGACAAAAGCUCCACUUAAUAUGAAAAAUAUUUCUUCUAUCAUGUGCCGUUGCUUUUAUUUAGAACACAGUUUAAAUCAGCCUUUAAGUUCGACAGUCAGACCUGCUCCUCAAUCUGGCAACCUGCGCUUGCAUUUGUUUUAAUCCAGGAAUGUAAUACUUAAUUCAACCACUGGGUGUCAAAUUUACAUGCUGCACCUUUAAGGAUUUUAAACCCCACCUAACCUUGUCCAUUGACAAUAUUAGCACAAGCAUUGCUUCAGUUGAUAAUGGAAACUUUUGUUUCUUUUGAGUUACAGUAACAGUGUUAGUUUUUAUUCAUUGAAAGUCAGAGCUUGUUUGUGUGAAGCGGUUUUAUACAAUUGCAUCUCAGGAUUAAGCUCCAAAUGGAUCAGUAUUGUUCAUAGUAAACUGUGACUGUACUUUAGAAUAUUUCAGAACUUUAUUCGGGGUUUUUUUUUUUUCAUUUUAAUUUAAUCCUCCUGUCCUGUGUUCUCGUUUGCUAUGUAUAGGACAUGCCUUUUUUGUUGUUGAAGAUUUAAAAGUAGUAUCGUGUGCUAAAAUUGUUGUUGUUUCCCUCAAGCUCUUAAAUCUGUUGUGCGUUUUUGGACCAAAGAGACAGGGAUAGUUGAAUCUUACUGUAGUUACACACAGUUGUCAUGGCAACAUGUUUAUCUAUAAAAUGUCAUGUAUUAAUAAAUAUUAUCUUUAAAACA
Molecule: messenger RNA, 4185 nt
Organism: Danio aesculapii
Lineage: Eukaryota; Metazoa; Chordata; Actinopteri; Cypriniformes; Danionidae
Gene: slc22a16
Product: solute carrier family 22 member 16
Exons: 9
Coding region: 241-1938 (565 amino acids)
Biological process (GO): transmembrane transport
Cellular component (GO): membrane
Source: RefSeq, a predicted model, not a curated record